This is a messenger RNA of Closterium sp. Naga37s-1, 4635 nucleotides long. The record is from the annotation of a GenBank genome assembly. NCBI's taxonomy places the organism in Eukaryota, Viridiplantae, Streptophyta, Zygnematophyceae, Desmidiales, Closteriaceae.
AUGGCGGCCACUACUGCACAGGUCAUCGGCUGCUUCUCACCUGGAGCCUCUCCUUCGCUGCUCCGUUCAAUCUUCGUCGCGGCUGUGGUGCUGUCGGUUGGAUGCAUGAUUAGCCCUACCCAGGCUCUAGAGAGCAUCACCGUCAGCUCCAGAUACUACUAUGUUUCGUCCAAGACAAAGGGUGUUUCCCCUUCACCCUACACUGGUUCCUUUCAAGUUUCUGUCAAGAUGACUGAAUUUACUCAGCUGGUGGGAUACACUCUUCGCGUGUUUGCCCUGCCCCACAAACCCAAAGCCAACUUUUCCGAUGUAGGGAUUUUCAAGGGGAAGGGGGGCGCCACGGGACCUUUAGUGACAUCCUUCCCCUGCAGGAUGCACACUGUUGGGACUGGAUAUGUCUGCUUUGGCGAAGCCCCUCAACAAUCCGCCUCCAAGGGCGUCAAGCUGCGUCGCCGCUCUGCUACCGCAGGAGCUGUUACCGCGGAUGAGCUUAACGAAGCAGGCGUCGACCUCGCCAAGGCCGUCGCGCAGUCCACCAAGAUCCAGGAGCUCGCGCGCGCACAGGCCGGCUCACAGGCUGGCGCGGUCGUCGCCGCGGGUCCCGCCAGACCCGCCGCCGGCGGCGGCGGUUCAGAUGCGCGGAGGAAGAGUUCGCGCGGCGCUGGGACACUCGACUUACCGCCAUGGGAGGUGGUCGCCAGCUUGACGGAGGCUGACUGGGUGGCGCUUCGCGCGUGGAUCGAGGCUGGAUGGCGGUACGUUCGCUCGUUAUUGUCCAAUGUCGAUCCCUUUGUCUCCUCUGCCUCUUUUACUCCCAAGAUUAUCCUUGAAGCCGUUUGCUCUCACGUCCGCGACGACGCCAACGAGCAUCCCAAGGCGGCGCAGCUGCUGCAGCGUUGCGGCAUCCACCUCCCCAAGCCCGGCACAGCUGGCGGCGCGCGCGGGGGCGGCGCCGUUGGAUCCGGCGCCGGCUCUCCCGCUGUCAGCGGCCGCACGACCCCGUCUACUGUCGCUAGCGGAAUGCAUGUUAUCGAGUACGCGUCAGCGUCCCCGGACAAUCAAGUCGGUUACCUCUCCGACACCUCGUCUCCGACCACCUCCCGCACGGGUUCCCCGCAGCGGGACUCGCGCGCGCGGAGGGGCGCGGCUGGCUCCGACGUGUCGCACGACGCCUCCCCGCGCUUCCACGCUGGGUCCCCGUUCGGGGGAUCCGACGGGGGAGGAGCGCCAGGGGGAGCGGGCGCGGGGGGAGGGCCGGGGACGACCGCGGCGAAUGUGCUGGGGAUUGAGGCGUGCCCGCACAUGCAGGGGAAGAUGAUUGCGGGGAGCGACAGGGCGAGCGAAAUCGACAGCCUUAAUUCGAGCUUCCGGGAGGAUGCGGGGAGCACGCGCGGCGCCGGGGGGGUUCCGCCCGCUGGCGGCGCGCAGAAGGGCGGCGGAGCGGCUUCCGGGGAUGCGCUGCAUCGGAAGCUGCUGUCCGCGAUUGCGCGCGCGCACCAAGUGUACUUCAUUGAUAAGGAGCCGAAUGGCACGCUGGUGUUUGAUUUCCUGCUGUCCGCGCUGCUAGACGUGACGUCGUCGGGCUUUGGGUUCAUCUCUUCUGCGCUGCUCAAGGCCGACGGCACGCCCUACCUCAAGACGCACGCGAUGACGAACGUGGCGUGGACCAAGGAGCUGCGGGCGUGGUACGCGGCGAACGCGCACAAGGGGCUGGUGUUCACCAACAUGAACACGCUGCACGGCACCGUCGUGCUCACGGGCCAGGCUGUGAUCACCAACGACGCUGUCAAUGACCCGCGCUCCCGCGGCGUGCCUCCUGGCCACCCGCCCAUUGAGACCUUCAUGGGGAUCCCGCUUUACACUGGCACGGAGCUGAUUGGCAUCUUUGGGCUGGCGAACCGCAUGGAGGGGUACGACGAGCAGCUGGCCAAGGAGCUUGAGCCGCUGACUCUCACCAUCGCCCAGAUGAUCUAUGCCGUGAACGAGCGCAAGCGGCGCAAGGAGGCCGAGCUGCACCUGUCCAGUGUCGUGCAGGUGGCGAACGAGGGCAUCAUGUCGCUGUCGCACAGCGGGCACGUGACGUCCAUGAACCACUCGGCGCGUGUGAUGUUUGGCUUUGCGGCGCCCGACAGUGAGCAGUCGGAGGACGUGCCCGCGCCGCCCAACCUGCAGGUCACGGACCUGCUGCUCGAGGUGGACGGCCACGCUAACUUCCUGCGGGAAGGUCUGGAGCACCAUGCAGGGCACGUGCACUCGGGGCAGGGGCAGCGGCAGGACGGCAGUGUGUUUCCGAUGGAGGUGUCGAUCAGCAAGGGCACGUACGACACAGUGUUCUAUGUCGCUGUUGUCCGAGACGUCUCCGAGAAGCUCGACUCCUCCCGCAAGCUGCAGGAGAGCGAGGAGCGGUGGAAGUAUGCGCUGCACGGCAGUGAGCUGGGCGUGUGGGACUGGAACGUGCGCGACAACACCCUCGAGAUCAGCGACCAGUGGAAGGCUCUUCUCGGGUACGCGCCGGACGAGCUAGAGGCGUCAGUGGAGGUGUGGGAGUCGCUGCUGCACCCAGACGACGUGCAGUCGGCGUUCAUCGACCUCAAGGCGCACCUGGACGGCCGCACUCCCGUGUUCGUGCACGAGCAGCGCCUGCGCUGCAAGGAUGGGUCGUACCGGUGGCUGCUGCACCGCGGGCAGGUGGUGGCGCGGGGGGAGAGUGGGGAGCCGCUGCACUUUGUGGGCACGCACGCCGACGUGACAGACCGCAAGCAGACUCACGCUGCUGUUGUCGCUGCUGACACAGCCAACGCCCGCCUUCGCACUGCCGAGGCUGGCCUGUUCGCGAAGCUAGACCACGAGGUUCGGGAGCCAAUCAGCAGCGUGCUGGAGAGUGCCAAGGCUCUCAAGGAUGCGCCGGAGCUCACUGACGAGCACCGGGCGGCGGUGAAUCAGAUCGAGGAGAGCGGGCGGCAGCUGGCGUCUGUAGUGGCGGACGCUCUUGACAGUACAAUCAUCGAGGCGGGCGGCUGGACACCCAAGCUGGCGCUUACUGCUGUCGCAGAGAUGGCGGAGGCAGCAGCAGAGGCGAUGGCGGGAGCGGCGGAGAGGAAGGGGCUGGAGGUGGUGCUGGAUGCGUCACCCGAUGCUCCGCCCUUCAUUCUCGCCGACUCCUCUCGCACCAUCCAGGUGCUCGUCUCGCUGCUGUCACUGGCCAUCCAGUGCACGAGUCGCGGCUUUGUCCGCCUGCGCAUCUACAAGGAGUCCCCCCCAGCAGCAGGUGCAGCAGGCGGCAAGGCCACAGUGCUCGUGGCGUCUAUUGAGUCGCCUGCAGCCCCGGCUGCGCUCUCUGCCGCCUUUGAUGCCAACCAGGGCAGUCUUCUGGCCGCCAAGAAGCUGGUGGAGGCGAUGGGUGGAGCGGUCACACUGGUGGCAGAGCAGCACCGGGUGCCGUCGGUAGCAGUCAAGUUCCCCGUGGACCUCUCUCGCCCCGAGUUCCAGAGCGCUGUCGUGCUGCGCCCCUCUGCUCCCCCGGUCAUAGAGCAGCCGCUGCGCCAGUCCCGCGUGCUGGUGGUGGGCGCCCUGCAGGUGACCACAGCAGCCAUAGCAAAGCAACUCCACGCAUGGCACGUGCCGCACAGCACCAGCAGCAGCACGCCAGAAGAAGCCUUCCUCUCGCUCUUCCCCGCACACGCCCUCCCGCCAGUCAUGACCUCCCCGGGUCAAUCCCCCCCCACAACCUUCCCCGACGGCACCCCCCGCGACGGCCUCUCUCUAGACUAUGAGCUAGUUGUCGUGGAUUGCUCUCAGAAGAAGCAGGUCAAGGGGGACUCGGAUAUGCUGUCGGUGCUGCAGCUGCUCGCGAGGGACCGUGUGGGCGUGGUGCUGCUGCUGAGCCGCACGGUUGCGAGGGACCCGGGGUUCAAGCAGGAGGUGGAGGAGGCAGCGGACUGGCACGCCCAGGCUCCCGUGCUGCUGGCUAAACCCAUGGUGCGACCGCGGGCCCUCCUGGAGGCCCUAGAGGACGCGCUCAUCCUGCUCCCGGGCAACGACCACGCGCUCUCGGACCUGCGGGGGGCGGCGCACGGCAGCGAGGAGAAGGACAAGCAGGCGGCGGAGCAGGCACUCAAGGAGGGCGCGGGGGCCAUCGACCGGGCUGCACGGGGGGGUGCGCUGCAGGGCCGCGUGCUCAUCGCUGACUGCAACGCUGCGGACCGGAAGGUAGCGGAGAGGCUGUGUGUGGCCAUGGGGUUGGCGGUGGAAGGGGUGAGCACAGUGGUGCGAGCCAUGGAGAGGAACCAGGCCACUGGAUUCGACCUUGUCCUGGUCAACACUCAGAUGCCCGGAGUGGACCUGCCAGCAGUGCUGCAGGCUCUGCAGACGGACCACCGCAGGCGAGGCGCCACUCGCGCUCUCAUUGUCAUGGGCAUGUCCACAGGCCUUGACGAGCAGCAACGGGCGGCGUACAUUGCAGAUGGCCUUUCAGAAACCCCCUUCACCCCCCCUCCCUGUUUCCCCUCCUAUCCCCCCCCUCCCUCCUUUCCCGCUUUCCCGACUGUCCCCACUCCUGCAACAGAGGCCCUGCCCAAGCCGUUCACCAUUGGUGCGCUGGAGUCUCUUCUUCGCUCCUUCCUUCCCGCACAGUGA